Molecule: messenger RNA, 540 nt
Organism: Xenopus tropicalis (tropical clawed frog)
Lineage: Eukaryota; Metazoa; Chordata; Amphibia; Anura; Pipidae
Gene: ifnl3
Product: interferon lambda 3 gene 1
Exons: 5
Coding region: 1-540 (179 amino acids)
Biological process (GO): cell surface receptor signaling pathway via JAK-STAT; innate immune response; positive regulation of immune response
Cellular component (GO): extracellular region
Molecular function (GO): cytokine activity; signaling receptor binding
Source: RefSeq, marked provisional
AUGGAAAUUCCUAUCAGACUGGCUGCCAUGAUGGCCCUGCUGGUGACAGUGACAGCGCAUCCACACAGAAGGCACUGCCACAUGUCCAGAUACAGAUCUGUGUCCCCCAGUGAUAUAAGGGCAGUCAGACGCCUGCACAAUGAACAUGAGAAAAGCCCUUUCAGUGAUGGGAUCAAAUGUUACAGGAAGAUGCUUCGUCAAAAGCCGUCUGUGUGUGACCUGCAGGCAAGUGACAGACUGAUUCUGACUCUGGAGAGAGUGACCUUGGCUGUAGAUGUAUUGACAAACAUGACUGAGUCUCCACUGGCCAAACUCUUAUCCCUGCCACUUACAAUGCUCCUUAGCCUCGAGGAUGAUCUGAAGAUCUGUAGGAAGUCUCCAUUGUACAGUGACCCUCCCUCCGAACAGCUGAUGCCGUGGCUACACCAUCUCAAACAUUUUAGAGAAAAGGUUUCCUCUGAAUGUGUCCAGGAUGCCGUGUUACUCAGCCUAACCCAGCUCCUAAUCGAAGACAUAAUGUGUUGGGCUAAUAAUGAAUAA